GGCGCCACGCGAGGCAGGGGCGGGCCUGGCUGUCCAGACAGAGGCGGCGGCGGCGGCGAGGAGCGGAGCCUUGUGUCGCCAGCUGCCUUCCUGCCCGCUUGCCAUGGCUGCCGAGGUGUCCACGCGGGCGGGCCGGUUCCGCCUGCUCUCGGCGCCUUCCUCGCGCCGGGCGCCGCUGGCGGCGGAGGACUCUUCGUCCUCGUCGGAGAGCAGCGGCGGCGAGGAGGGCGGGAGCUGCCCGUCGGGGCGCGGGCGGCGCGGCGGAGGGGCGCGGCGAGGCAUCCCGGGCGGCGAGGAGGGCAGGCCCGGCCGCGCGGCGCAGAUCAUCCACUCGGGCCACUUCAUGCUCUCCUCGCCGCACAGCGAGCACCCGCCCAAGAAGGGCUACGACUUCGACACGGUCAACGAGCAGACCUGCCAGACCUACCGCUUCGGGGCGGCGGCGGCGGGGGCCGAGGAGGGCGGCGGAGGAGGCGGGCCCGGCGGCGGAGGCCCGGGAGGCGGCGGAGGAGGCCCGGGAGGCGGCGGAGGAGCCGGAGGGCGACUCAGCAUCGACGCUUCGCUCACCAAGCUCUUCGAGUGCAUGACUCUGGCCUACAGUGGCAAAUUGGUCUCUCCGAAGUGGAAGAAUUUCAAGGGCCUCAAGCUUCAAUGCCGGGACAAAAUCCGGCUCAACAACGCCAUCUGGAGAGCCUGGUACAUCCAAUAUCUGGAGAAGCGGAAGAACCCUGUGUGCCAUUUUGUGACUCCCUUGGACGGCUCUGUGGAGGUAGAUGAGCACCGUCGUCCUGAGGCUAUUGCGACAGAAGGGAAAUAUUGGAAACGACGUAUAGAAAUUGUGAUCCGAGAGUAUCACAAGUGGAGAACGUACUUCAAGAAAAGGUUGCAGAAGCACAAAGAUGAAGACCUUUCCAGCUUGGUCCGGGAUGAUGAUAUGCUGCUCUGGCAGAAUGAGAGCUAUGGCAGGGAGACCCCGGUCCCAAUGGAACUGGACUCCCUUUUUAGCACCGACAUGCUCAUGUCGGAGUUGCCGGACACCCUCUUCUCCACGUUGUCUUCUCACCAGCCAGUCUGGCCAAGUCCCAGAGAGAUAGCACACCUAGGCAAUGCUGACAUGAUUCAGCCAGGACUGACUCCUCUCCAGCCCAACUGUAUGGAUACCUUUGAACUUUUUCAAGAACUUUUCAUGUCAAAUCGUACCAUUAACUGCUUCAGUGCCAUGACUCCUACUGCCAGUUCUGCCAUGGCGGAUGCCUGUACUCAUUCUUCGCAGACUUCGGACCUCUCUCCGGGCUCUUUGUCCAGCCCUCUUCCCCCGGUCAACCUCAGCGAAGGGCUCAUUGCCACCCCAGUGCCUGCUCCCAUCAUUCCUGGUGUGGUGGACAUUGGUGUCGACCAGUGCCUCAACCUGAGGAGUGGGGACUCCUUCCUAGAGCCGCCCGGUUUCAGCUCCACCCCUUCGCUGAGCAACCAACCUCCGUUCCUGCCUCCUUUUCCGGAUCUCGUGCCGCUCCUGCAGCCGGGUGUUCCUUCUCUGCCGUCCCAACUGCCUCUGAAUGCUGGCUUGACCUCCCAGACGCCCAUCUUUGCUCCUUCGGAGCCCCCCAAGUUUGGGCUCUGCAAGUCUUCUGUGAUCACCCACACGGCCUCGGCCACCCUGACGCGGAAUGUCCCGGCCACCACCUUCAGCCACAGCCAGGCCGGCCUCGUGGCAACGCAACAGCCGGGAGGAGUGCCUUGCAACCUGACCCUUCAGGCUGCGGUCCCGCAACAACAACCUCUUCUACAGCCGCACACAAACUUCGCCCUCCCCGUCGCGGGCUCCAGGAUGAGGCCCAAGAAGCCGCAAAAGAUAGUGCCUGCCCCAAAGCUAGAGACUGUCUCCUUGGUGUUGAAAAAUGCCUUCAUUGCCCCAGCAGCCUUUCAGGGACCAUCCCGAGCGGUGAUUGUAUCUCCUGCAGCUAUGAAAAGAGAAGGUGUUUUGGCCCCCGGAAUGUCUCAGCCCGGUGUGGUCAUGCCCAGAGUGCCUCGAGCCACAGAAUUCCACAGCGGUAUUCUGCUCAGCCCCGGCCAGGCGCCUCCGAGUCCCCAGGCGGUCUCCGCGGCCAUUCCGCAUCUUUUUUCUCCCAGUGCAAUCCAGGAAGGCCUGGUGAAAGGCGAACAGCCCCCUCCCCACCAAACCUGCUGCCAGGUGCCCUCGCCUAGUCGAGACUGUCAACCUUCGGGACAAGCCUCUCCGUGUACUUCGGAACAGAGCCCAAGCCCUCAGUCCCCACAGAACAACUGCUCAGGGAAAACCACAACUGAUCCUCAGGUGGUGGUCUUUAAGGCACAGAAUCGCAGGAUGAAGCAUAUUUCAGCAGAACAGAAGAGAAGGUUCAACAUCAAGAUUGGCUUUAGCACCCUCAACAGCUUGGUGUCAACAAGCUCUAAAUCGCAGAUCAGCCAUGUCCUCACGCUCCAGAAGACAGUGGAGUACAUUGCAAAGCUGCAGCAGGAGAGGUCCCAGAUGCAAGAGGAGGCCAAGCGUCUCCGAGAAGAAAUCGAGGAGCUGAACGCCACCAUCAUCUCUUGUCAGCAGCAGCUGCCUGUCACAGGGGUCCCCAUCACGCGGCAGAGAUUUGAUCAGAUGCGGAAUAUGUUUGCAGAAUACGUCCGAAACCGGACCUUGCAGAAUUGGAAGUUUUGGAUUUUCAGCAUUAUCAUUAACCCCUUGUUUGAAACAUUCAAUGAAAUGGUGUCCACGACCAGCUUAGAGGAGCUGAACCAGACGGCGUUGGCCUGGGUCGACCAGCACUGCUCCCUGCCUGUUCUGCGGCCCAUGGUUCUGAGCACGCUCCGUCACUUAAGCAUUACCACCUCCAUUCUUUCCGAGCCCUCCCGCUUGCCGGAGCAAGCCACCGAUGCCGUGAUCAAGUCCAACAAAACCGCGGGGGAAACCUAACCCAAGGUGACGGAGAUCAGCUCUUCGGAUGUCCGAGCCUUAUCGGGACUUGGCAAGCUCCUUGCGGGCGAUGUGCCUCUUGCGUAGGACCUUGGCAUUGAGUGGAGAGGUUGGCAAAGGGGGGUGAGAGGAGAAGCGGAGGGACGGGCCACGGACCCGGUGUGGCUUGGGUCAAAAGGGAAAGCCAACUCAGGUAAACAGGCAGGGCGGUCCACCCGCACCAAGCAAUAGAAGCACUCCAUCAAUGCAACCUCUUGAAAUAUGCAGUGCUAGUGUUUUGAUUUUUUUCCCCGGCAACCUAACCUCAGACGUCAAGGGCUUGUAGACAAAGGACAGACACACCACAAGCUCACUCCUGACUUGAGGAAAUCUAACACGCUUUCUGUUUGAUGCUCAUAUGACUUUGCCAUGCUAGGAAAUGCCUCCUAGAAUGAUGGUUGGUUUUAGCCAUCUAGGUAGCCGUGCCGUUUGGGCCUCAUGCCCCGCAAGCCAUGGGAGCAUAGAAUCGUAGAGUUGGAAGAGACCUCACGGGCCAUCCAGUCCAACCCCCUGCAAGAAGCAGGAAAAAUCAUGUCUGUUAGGAAUUAAUAUCAGCCAAGGGCAGGAGAAGGGAUUUGUGCCGGGGAAGGCAGUGCUUUGGGAGGGAAUUCAGGAGCCACCUCGCUCUCCAAGGCUGACUUCACAGCUCUCGAUGAAUCUAGCAAUAGGGCUUUCGCUCAGUCAAGAAAAACUUCAGUUGGUUUAGCCCAGUGGUUCCCAAACUUAUUUGGCCUGCCGCCCCCUUUCCAGAAAAAAUAUGACUCAGCACCCCCUGGAAAGGGGGGGGCGUGGCUUAGAGGGGUGGGUGUGGCUCCUGCUCAAGAGGGCGGGGCUGAGCCUCUCCCCUAGUCAAAGACGCAGGGCUGCGAGGGGGAGGGGGCGGGGCCACAAAUGGGCGGCCAGGACUGGGAUGGGCGGAGCUACGAGCUCUGAGGCAGGGCUGAGCUUCUAUCCCUCUCUUGCGGCGAUUGCCAGGACACAGGGCGGGGCUAGAGGAGGGGGCGGGGCCUCUAUACCCACCUCUGUGCUCUAACAAGCGCCUCAGGGGAGGUAUACAGAGGCUCUUGGGAAGAGGCCUAGCCCUGUCCUUUAGUCCUAAAAGGCCUCCCAGGAGAGGUAUAGAGGCUCAGCCCUGUCUUGGGCUCUUGGAAGGAGGCCCCGCCCCCUUCCCUAGCUCCACCCUCUGUGUCCCAAGAAGUGCCUCAGGAGAGGUAUAGAUCCUCAGCCCUCUCUCAGGCUCUUGGGAAGAGGCCCCGCCCCUAGCCCCGCCCUUUAGUCCUAAAUGGACUCCCAGGAGAGGUAUAGAGGCUCAGUCCUAUCUCAUGCUCUUGGGAAGAGGCUUCGUCCACUCCUCUAGCUCCGCCCCCUGUGUCCUAACAGGCGCCUCAGGUGCUCAGCCCUGUCUCCGGCACUUGGGAAAAGGCCCUGCCCCUCCCCUGGCCCUGGCCUUGCCCCUUUGGGAAUCACUGGUUUAGCCAGUUGCCUUCAUUUGCCUGACUGAACCAAUAGUCCUGAAUGCAGGAAAGGUAUUUCCUGUCUUGUUGAAGGCUUUCAUGGGUUGUUGUGUGUUUUCCGGGCUGUAUGGCCAUGUUCCAGAAGCAUUCUCUCCUGACGUUUCGCCCACAUCUAUGGCAGCCAUCCUCACUCACAACCUCUGAGGAUGCCUGCCAUAGAUGUGGGCGAAACGUCAGGAAAGAAUGCUUCUGGAACAUGGCCAUACAGCCCGGAAAACACACAACAACCCAAGGUAUUUCCUGCUUUCCUUUCAUAGGGAUGUCCCAGGCGUCAUUUUGGAAACCGCAUUCCCUCCUUUGUCUUGGAGGGAACGGAGAAAUGCUUCCUGCGAUCACGCUUGCCUUUUACAGUUUUUACAAGCUGGCAUGCAUUUGUUUGUUCACACAUUUGUACAUAUGUAUUGUAUGUAUGUAAUUGACAGGGAUGUAAAUCCCUCCCGCUCCCCACCCACACCUCAAUAAUCAUGCUUUCUCUCCAUCAGUUUAAUUUAACCCAUGAAUUCAUCAAACAUGACAUCUUCUAGUUUCGUAGCAGCUCCACUUAGUAGUUGCUAUUAUACCCGUUCCUAUUUUCAGCUCCAUUUGAUCCGUUGAGUGUGUUCAAAAUAGUCUGCAGAUGACUAUCCUGAUACUGUGAAUCCAACAUAUUUCCUAACUUUUAAUUCUUCCAGUUGUCUUUGUGCUUUGCUUUUUGUUCCAGACUCACUUCAAAACCAAACCAGGAGUGUUGUGUUUGGAAAACUGCGCUGUUCCUUCUUCCCACGCUCCUUCCUGGGUUUCACAGACACUGGUACUUUCUACCUGAUGUUCUCCGUCUUUGGAGAUCCAGCUUUCUCAGGUCACCUUGAGCAGGGAUCUUAGCCACCCUGCCUCUGUAGCCACAGCUAGGCACAUAACAAUGCAACAUUUUCUUCUCUCGGGGAAAUAUUUCGGUGCAUGGACAUAUUUUUAGGAACAUAAAAGGAUCCAUGCUAGGUGUCCUUCAACAGCACUCUUGUUCAUGUUGCCCAACAACUGCUAUUCAGAGAUCGCUUCUCAUUCUGGAAAUAAUGCAUAGGCAAUGGCAUUGUGUGUAGCUAGUAGCCUUAUACUUGUUCAGUCCCUCUUUACAACCAUCCAAAUGGGUUGUCGUUGCUUCAUCUAGAGCAGUGGUUCCCAAACUAUUUGGCCUGCCGCCCCCUUUCCAGAAAAAAGAUGACAGUGCCCCCUGGAAAGGCGGGCGUGGCUUAGAGGGGUGGGUGUGGCUCCUGCUCAAGAGGGCGGGGCUGAGCCUCUCCCCUAGUCCAAGAUGCAGGGCUGGGAGGGGGAGGUGGGCGGGUUCACAAAUGGGCAGCCAGGACUGCGAUGGGCGGAGUUACGAGCUCUGAGGUAGGGCUGAGCUUCUAUCCCUGUCCUGGACACGGGCCGGGGCCUUUUCCCAAGUGCCUGAUGGGGCUGAACCUCUAUACCCCGCCCCCAUGUUCUAACAAGCGCCGCAGGGGAGGUAUAUAGAGGCUCAGCCCUAUCUCGGGCUCUUGGAAGGAGGCCCCGCCCCCUUCCCUAGCCCCACCCUUUAGUCCUAAAAGGCCUCUCAGGAGAGGUAUAGAAGCUCAGCCCUAUCUCAGGCUCUUGGAAGGAGGCCCCACCCCCUUCCCUAGCCCCACCCUUUAGUCCUAAAAGGCCUCAGGAGAGGUAUAGAGGCUCAGCCCUAUCUCGGGCUCUUGUAAGGAGGCCCUGCCCCUUUCCCUAGCCCCACCCUUUAGUCCUAAAAGGCCUCUCAGGAGAAGUAUAGAGGCUCAGCCCUAUCUCGGGCUCUUGGAAUGAGGCCCCGCCCCCUUCCCUAGCUCCACCCUCUGUGUCCCAACAAGCGCCUCAGGAGAGGUAUAGAAGCUCAGCCCUAUCUCAGGCUCUUGGAAGGAGGCCCCACCCCCUUCCCUAGCCCUGCCUUUUAGUCCUAAAAGGCCUCUCAGGAGAGGUAUAGAGGCACAGCCCUAUCUCAGGCUCUUGGAAGGAGGCCCCGCCCCCUUCCCUAGCCCCACCCUUUAGUCCUAAAAGGCCUCAGGAGAGGUAUAGAGGCUCAGCCCUAUCUCGGGCUCUUGUAAGGAGGCCCUGCCCCUUUCCCUAGCCCCACCCUUUAGUCCUAAAAGGCCUCUCAGGAGAAGUAUAGAGGCUCAGCCCUAUCUCGGGCUCUUGGAAUGAGGCCCCGCCCCCUUCCCUAGCUCCACCCUCUGUGUCCCAACAAGCGCCUCAGGAGAGGUAUAGAUGCUCAGCCCUGUCUCGGGCUCUUGGGAAGAAGCCACGUCCACUCCUCUAGCUCCGCCCCUGUGUCCUAAUAGGUGCCAUCACCACCCCCUGAAUUGCUGCAGCGCCCACCAGGGGGCGGUAGCGCCCACUUUGGGAAUCACUGCUAUUCAGUAUGUUAACGUAGCAUUCAGUAGCCAAUUUUUUAAAAAAAUGCUUAAUAUUCCUUGUGUUUGAACUGUAGCCGAACUACCGUAUCUCUCAAGCAUUUGAUGACAAGAGAGAGGUGGAGGUCUGCCUUUCUGAGCAGUUUUCUACAGGUGCUACGAAAACGUGGUGUUAGCUUUAUUUUCAGAAGAAGGAGCUGCCUGUUCGGUCUAGCAAUUCGGUCUAGAUUUCGGUCUAGCAAUUCUCGGAAAGAAUUUCACUUCAGGGAAAAUCUGACAAAGGAACGAAAAUGCUUCCGUAAAAUACAGCAAAUGCAUUCAGUAACACACGAUAUACCUCUAUGGCAUGUACUUGUUCACCUGUUUUUCCGUGCGGCACUUUUUAGGUGCCUAGUUGACAAGCAGCCGAGACAUUAUAGCCUUUGUCCUGACUUACACUCCUCCUUAAGUCACAGAAGACACAUUUCUGGGAGACCUCUUGCCUUGUCACUAUCCCAGCUCACCUCGAUCCUCACCACGUUCACUCCUAUGUCAUCUCCAAAGAGAAUUGAAUGUAUUCCUUUCCCACAAGCGAGCAUCUUUAACCUUGUAUCACACUCGUCAUAAUAAGCUGUACUUCACAACUCGGCUGUUGUUUUUUAUCCGCUGAGUAAAUGGAGAAAAUCAUCAGCAAAAGGCAUGAUUCUGUCUGGCUUUGUAACGUUGCCAUUCGUGUACAGCAGUGGUUUUGCAUCCGAUCACACCGUGUAUCUCGACGGCAACCUUAAAUAUGCAUUUUCCUUCAAUAAAUGAUAUUGGAAUUUCAAA
This is a messenger RNA of Anolis carolinensis (green anole), 7691 nucleotides long. RefSeq names its product MLX interacting protein (gene mlxip). Lineage: Eukaryota; Metazoa; Chordata; Lepidosauria; Squamata; Anolidae. Bases 104 to 2944 code for a protein of 946 amino acids. The record is from RefSeq and is a predicted model, not a curated record. The transcript has 17 exons. Gene Ontology annotation, cellular component: RNA polymerase II transcription regulator complex. Gene Ontology annotation, biological process: positive regulation of transcription by RNA polymerase II. Gene Ontology annotation, molecular function: protein dimerization activity; DNA-binding transcription factor activity.